AUGGAUAAUUUAGUUAACCCUCACAUCAUGAACAAAGAUUUCCAAUGGCUUCAAUCAUUCCUUCAUUCCGCUCAAUUUGAACGAACCUCCUUACGACAAUAUGCAGUCCCAAGAUCUUCACAAAACAUUAUAAUCGACCUAAAUGUUGACGACAACCCAAAAAUUGGAUACCCUGCUAUCGAGCUCGACUUAAAUCAGUUUUUUGAAGAUGAUGACGCAGCUAGGUCCGAUUCAUCUGUGGAAGAGGUAAUUGGCCAGCAAGCUAAUGGUGGAGAAGGAAAUAGAGACAUAGAAGAGGUACUUCAAGGGCAUGUAACAUCGAGUCGAAAAGAGUUUGAUGGCGUCAAUGGGUACCGUUCGAUUGGAGUGAAGGAUUGA
Striga asiatica is the source of this 378-nucleotide messenger RNA. Lineage: Eukaryota; Viridiplantae; Streptophyta; Magnoliopsida; Lamiales; Orobanchaceae. The record is from the annotation of a GenBank genome assembly.